Molecule: messenger RNA, 2604 nt
Organism: Alternaria burnsii
Lineage: Eukaryota; Fungi; Ascomycota; Dothideomycetes; Pleosporales; Pleosporaceae
Product: duf-domain-containing protein
Exons: 3
Coding region: 1-2604 (867 amino acids)
Cellular component (GO): plasma membrane
Molecular function (GO): calcium-activated cation channel activity
Source: RefSeq, a predicted model, not a curated record
AUGUCUCAACAGCAGGGAAGCCAUCGUACCAGCAGCUCUUCGCUGUCUGCUAUGGUAUCGACGCUGGUACCAUGUUUUGUAGUCGCAGCUGUUCUCGUGGGAGCCUUCUUUCUGCUACGUGCGAAGCAGAAGCGUUUGUAUGCGCCACGAACAUAUCACGAUGCGCUGCUCGAAGAUGAAAAGACACCAUCAGCAGGCUCGAGUUUCUUUGGAUGGACUUCGAAGUUUAUGCAUCUCAGUGACGAAUACGUCCUCAACCACCACUCUCUUGAUGCCUACCUCUAUAUGCGCUUCCUCAAAGUACUCACACUGAUGGCAUUUGUCGGUGCCAUCAUCACGUGGCCAAUACUCUUCCCUGUAAACGCAACUGGUGGCGGCGGUCAGUCGGGCUUGGACAUUCUCAGCUUCUCGAACAUCGAAAACGAGGUGCGAUACUUUGCCCACGCGCUCAUGGCCUGGGUUUUCUUCGGAUGGGUCUUGUUCCUCAUUGGCAGAGAGAUGUUGUACCUUGUCAAGGUUCGACAGGCCUACCUCUUGUCCACCUGGAAUGCGAGUCGAAUCUCGCAACGAACAGUCUUGUUCACCGAUGUGCCAGAGAAGGACCUUUCGCUUGAGCGUCUUCACGCCAUGUUUCCGGAGGUGGCACAGAUUUGGCUGGUCCCAGAUGUGAAAGACCUAGAAGAUGAUGUUGAGGAGCUCGAGAAAACGGUACCCAAACUAGAGGCCAGCGAGAUUAAGUAUAUGGCAGCCGUCACCAAGCAACAGCAGAAAAAGAGCAACGAGAAGAACGAAGCCGACAAAGCAUUGCGACCCACACACCGCUUGAAGCCUUUGAUCGGGCACAAGGUCGAUUCUAUCGGCUACUACCGCAACCAGAUCAAGGAACUGUUGCCCAAGAUCCAGUCAGCACAACAGUCUCACCUCGCUGGCAAGGAGAAACUAGCCAGCGCCAUUUUCAUCGAGUUCAACACCAUGGCAGCUGCCGAAGCUGCCUUCAACGACAACCAGCACCGCAGACCGACCAGUUUCUCCUCUCGACAGAUGGGUGUCUUGCCGGACGAAGUCAUCUGGAAGAACCUCAACAUGGGGUCCAAAAACAGAAUGAUCCGACAUUUCCUUGCAACCAUUGCUAUCUCAGCCCUCAUCAUAUUCUGGGCCAUUCCUGUAGCAGUUGUUGGUAUCAUCAGCAACGUCAACUAUCUCACAGCGAAUGUGCCAUUCCUAGCCUGGAUCGAUUCUAUUCCGCCUGUUAUCCUUGGUGUGGUUACUGGACUUCUGCCAACUGUUCUACUUGCUGUGCUCAUGGCAUUGGUACCGAUCAUCUGUCGCUUUUUCGCAAAGCUUGCUGGCGCCACUACAGUCUCUGAAGUCGAACAGCAGUGCCAGACAUGGUACUUUGCUUUCCAGGUCAUCCAAGUUUUCCUCAUCACGACCUUUACCUCCAGCGCCUCAGCAGUGGCUAGCCAGAUCGUCAGCAACCCGUCAUCGGCUAUCACUCUGCUAUCGAAGAACCUUCCCAAGGCUUCCAACUUCUACAUCUCUUACUUCAUUCUCUAUGGACUUGCCAACGCCUCGCGAUAUCUCUUCAAUCUGAUGGGCUUGGUGGGUGUGUUCAUUCUGAGCAAGUUUGCAAAGACUCCAAGAAAGAAGUACAUGCGCUACGUAUCUUUUACUGAGCCGUCGUGGGGAGCGGAAUAUCCUAAAUGGACUAACUUGGGUGUCAUCGCCCUAUCAUACGCGUGUAUCGCGCCGCUCGUUUUGGGUUUUGCGACAAUUGGAAUCGGGUGCAUCUACCUUGCGUAUCGCUACAACAUGAUCUACGUUCACGACACCCAUAUCGACACCAAGGGUGGUUUCUACGCUCGCGCACUUGAGCAACUUAUGGUUGGUGUCUAUCUUGGAGAGCUUUGUCUUUUAGGUCUUUUCGGAAUCGGAAUCGGCAACAGCGUCGUUUCUGCUGGACCUACCGUGCUUCAGGUCGUGUUGAUCGUAGCGACCGUCAUCUUUCACAUCAUUAUGAAACGCAAGAUCAAGAAGAUGGAUCUGCUCGACGACUCCCACCAUCCUAGCCAGCGAAAUGAUGCCGAAGCCGGAAGAAACUCAGAGGGCAAUGGCAUGCAUCCUGGAUAUAGCAACGUCGGGCGCAAUGACAGUAGGCAAUCUGAAUCGGCACUUGUUUCCACCUUCAGCGACGAAGGCCGCCAACACGUCGGCGCCGAAGCCGUUGGCAUGGCACCUCCCUCCGGCGCACCACCGCAACGAUCCAUGCUCAAAAAGAUAUUCUCCCCUCACACUGCUUCUGCGAGCGAAAUCUCUUCUUCCCUAACUACGCGCUUCCGCCACCCUGUCCCAGCGUACACGAAACAAGACGUUCUUGAGGCUUACCUCCACCCUGCCCUGGCUCAACGCGAAGAAGUCAUCUGGCUAGCCAGAGAUCAGGCUGGCGUUAGCAAGAAUCAGGUUUCUGAGCUGACUGAAAGUCUGGGAAGCUACGGUGUUGAGGUUACGGAUGAGGGUGCGGUAAUGAAUGAGAAGGGUAAGGUUGAGUGGGAUGACAAUAGUGUGAGGCAGGCGCCUCUCUGGGACCACAAGGUUGUGUAUUGA